Trichophyton benhamiae CBS 112371 is the source of this 954-nucleotide messenger RNA. RefSeq lists its product as uncharacterized. The record is from RefSeq and is a predicted model, not a curated record. The coding region runs from base 1 to 954 and encodes 317 amino acids. The transcript has 3 exons. NCBI's taxonomy places the organism in Eukaryota, Fungi, Ascomycota, Eurotiomycetes, Onygenales, Arthrodermataceae.
AUGUCACCCCAUAAGGUAUUAGCUGGCCCCCUUUUGCCUGGACUGAAGCUGAUUGGCCUGGGGGAGCGUCAGAGGGAAUACAUUGCCAGCCUCGAAAAGCAGCUGAGGCAACUGCGGCAAGAAGGUGUUCAGGCUACUGUUGAGGUUCAGGCAGCAGCUCGACAUGUUGCAGAAGAGAAUCGAUAUCUGAGAGAGCUCUGCUUUGUUGCUGGGCUUAGUCGGCAGACAGUUGAGGAAUGGCUCCAGAGAAAGAGACAGCUCGAAACUGAGAGACAAGGUCCCUGUCAACAGAGGUGCAACAUGGAUGUAGCAAGCCGGACAAGUGAUCGGACGAAGCAAGAUAUUGAUCCCAGUACGCAGAAGGAUGAUGUUCCGCAUUUGGACACUCCAUCUGCCACCUCUUCGCAGCAAUGUUCGGGCCAAUUUGACUCCAACGAUAAGAUCCGAAUCCUUGAUGCGUCAGAAGCACCUAUAGUGAGUGUUCCGCCGGCUAACAGUCAGACCCCCUCCAAGGCCGAGUUGAGUUCUUGCAUCGAGUCAUCGUCAUCUCGCAGUUGUCAGCAGCGUCAGGUGGGAAAAUCUACUUGCAACAAGGGCCUCCCUCCGCGGACCCUGCCCCCUUGCAAAAUACUUACUCGUCUCGCUGCCGAGCCCCAUACCGACAUAGCACAACUUACUGCCACCUCAGAUGAUGGGCUGGAUUCUGUCCAAGCAGGAGAUGAAAUUUCCUGCUCCCGUGCCCAUCAGCUACUGAUGCAGUAUGCCACCUCGGAGGAGAAGUUAGAUGCGAUAGCUGAGGUACUUGAAAACGGGCUCUGCUUGAUCUGUGUCUUUGAUGAGCCCCGUCUUGCUGGCAAUCAGUUAACUAAAUCGCCAGAUGGAAGGGAUUCACCACAAACAAAAUGUGUUCCCGGUUUCACUGGUCUCCUAGACACAUCUUUCUGUGACGUGUAA